This is a messenger RNA of Anarrhichthys ocellatus (wolf-eel), 2312 nucleotides long. RefSeq names its product aquaporin 4 (gene aqp4). Gene Ontology annotation, molecular function: water channel activity. Gene Ontology annotation, cellular component: plasma membrane; basolateral plasma membrane. The record is from RefSeq and is a predicted model, not a curated record. The transcript has 4 exons. NCBI's taxonomy places the organism in Eukaryota, Metazoa, Chordata, Actinopteri, Perciformes, Anarhichadidae. Bases 280 to 1308 code for a protein of 342 amino acids. Gene Ontology annotation, biological process: water transport; transmembrane transport.
UGACUGAGUGGAAGACAUGACUAAAGUUAUCAAUGUUGCCUUGGAUGUUUGCUGACACUUCGUUUUAACUUUCAACAUUUUUCUGAAUGUACAGUAACAGAUUCUAAUGAUUGAUCUCUAUGACAUUAAUAGUCAAUGUUCAAUGGGUGACAGCAAUUAAUCGUCGUAUGCUUUGACAGUAAGUGAGAUAAUUUGCCCUAGUACACAAUGUUUAAAGAAUGCUCUGUAUGGCAUUUUGUGAUGGAAAGUCACUGGCUUAAAUCCCAAGUGGAGUUAUAAAUGUUGUGCCCGGAGGCAGCCGUGCUGAUAGGGUUCAGUACAUUUCCAGCCACAUGCACACACCAGGAAUACAUAAGUAGGCUAAUCAUUUUGCUCAUUAUUCUUUUUGCCAGGAGGUUCCUUUCGCGGUGUAACUGUCAGAGCAUAAUGGUGGCAUUUAAAGGGGUCUGGACCAAGGGCUUCUGGAGGGCUGUGUCUGGAGAAUACCUGGCCACUCUCAUCUUUGUCCUUCUCGGUCUGGGCUCCACCAUCAACUGGGCUGCGGGGGAGGAGAAGCCUCCCCCAGCUGACCUCGUCCUUAUCUCCCUGUGCUUCGGGCUGAGCAUUGCCACCAUGGUGCAGUGUUUCGGCCACAUCAGUGGUGGACACAUUAACCCCGCGGUCACUGUGGCUAUGGUUGUAACUAGAAAGCUGAGCCUGGCCAAAGCAGUGUUCUAUGUGGUGGCUCAGUGCCUGGGAGCUAUUACAGGAGCCGGGAUCCUCUACCUCGUCACACCUGCUGCUGCCAGAGGGUCCUUCGGUGUGACCACGGUGAACUCCAACAUCUCAGUGGGACACGGCCUUCUUGUGGAGCUCCUUAUCACCUUCGAGCUGGUCUUCACCAUCUUUGCCACCUGUGAUCCCAAACGCACAGACCUCGGAGGCUCUGCUAGCCUCUCAAUUGGCUUUGCUGUAGCUAUUGGUCACUUAUUUGCAAUCCCUUACACAGGAGCCAGCAUGAACCCUGCUCGAUCCUUUGCGCCUGCUCUGGUCACACUUAACUUUGAGAACCACUGGGUGUACUGGGUGGGACCCAUUCUGGGGGCCAUCCUUGCUGCUGGCCUGUAUGAGUACCUGUACUGCCCCGACCCUGAGAUGAAGAAGAGGCUGAAGCAGGUCUUUCAGAAGGACCCGUCAAGGAAAUACAGGGAGGUGGAGACAGAGGACAUUGCCAUCAAGCCGGGAUCCAUCCACAGCAUUGAUCUGGAGAAAGCCGAGAAAAAGGAUCCUUUCAAGGACUCAACGGGAGAAGUGUUGUCUUCAGUAUGACUAUCACGUGCACUGGAAAUGGAGACCAAUCUGUAGAGCAGAAUGAUAAUCAAACUUUGGAGUGUCCAUCUUGAGCUUGUCUCCCGAUCCAAAGCAGAAUAUGAUUUCUGUCCACGAGGCCUCACAGCAAAGUAGAAUUACUCUCAUUGCCAUAAAGCUAAUAUGAUGUUACGGCUCAAUCCCAUAACCUGUUCAAUAUUCCUCCUGGGGCCCUCCCUUAACGAUUUUGUAGCAGUGUUGGCGUGUGAGGCACACGCUGCAGAGCGACUGCACAUUGUGUUGGGGAAAUAUGUGUGGGGUCAAGAAAUGAUGUGGGGGCAUCACGCUGAAUUGGAGAAAUGAAGAAGAAAACGCAGGCUUGUUAUUUUUGGAUUAGUGUCACAUGUGGUCCGUGUACUGUAUGCUUAAUGACAGGAGAGAAUUUCCUUGUAGUCAUUAAGCACAUUAAGGUCCCAAGCAAUGUGAGUUCAGCUCUGACGAGCAUUAUCACCAGAGCUGUGUUACCAGCACUCUCUGUUUUCAGUGCAUUAGUCUGGGAAAAUAAGCAGUUCAUGGACACGGUUUCUGUAAAAGUCUCUCCACCUUUUUGUUUGUUGAUUUAUGUGUUCGCACAAAACAAUUACAUUUUUUCUAAUUAGCAAAAAUUGUAAUACUUAGCUGUUUAUAUUUUAUACAUCUAGAUUUGGAUCCUGUAGCACAUUUUGUAUUUCUUUGUAUGAUUUGCUGUAUUUUCAAGUUUUUUAACUUAUUGGUAAGAUAGUUAGCUUUGUCUUUGAUUUAGCAUUUAGCAAGCACUAACUAGUUAUAAUAAUAAAGUUUUUCUAAGUCAUUGCCAGUGCUUUCUUUUUGGCUUAUUGAUAUGUUUUGACACAUGAAAUCAGGAUAGGUGCAUCACAAAAUCAGGAAUUAUUAGGAAGUAGUGACCGUACCUAUGAGGGCUUUCUCUUGUCCUCACUUGCUUGUGGCAGCAGGAGCCGGGGCGCUGGGGGAGAGGGGAGGUUCAG